GCCAUCAUGUGCUUCCUUUAUGGCACGUGAAACCGGCUGACUACAUCUUUUUGAACUGCUGCUCAGGCAACAUCAGGGACAUCAUAACACACUUAGAAGAGAUCGCUAUCCACCCACUUACGUAUACAUGAGCUCACAGACUUCCACUGACAGAGAAGAGAAACUACACCACCCUUCCCUCCUUGAGAGCAUGGCCAAUUUUGCUCUCUUGGGCUCCCGGGAUUCGACUUUGCGAUCACCAGAUGAUCGGGUGAAUGCUACUCUGGGAUCUUUCCCAGAAUGGUUGACAGCAAAUGUUCUGUAUAGCUCUAGUCUUUUGUUGAUCCGUAUGGACUCACCUGCACUCCUUCGCCAGAAAUAGCUGAACAGGCCUGGAUCUGCCACUCACGAUCCCGGUACGUGUGCAGGUUGAGCCCCUCGGCAAUCUCGCUGGCUGUAGACGCUGUUGCCAGAUCCUGUUUAUUGGCAAAGAUGAGCACAGGCACUCCCUUCAGAUUCUCCUCAUCGAUCAGUUCUGAGAGCUCCUACAUGGACGGGAGUUGAGAAAAACGAAUUGCUGGUCAAUAAUUUCAUUUCUGAGGAGAAGAAGAAGAAGACGUUAUUUGUCAUAUGUACACUCAAGCACACAGUGAAAAUCUUCCUCUGCAUUUAACACACGUGAACACACAAGUGAGCAAUGAGCACACACACAUACCCAGAGCAGUGGGCAGCAGUCGGGGGUUAAGUGCCUUGCUCAGGGGCACUUCUGCCCAAACUCAGGCCAUGGCAUGUCUUUGAACUACGGGGGAAACCGGAGCACCUGGAGGAAACCCACACAGACACGUGGAGAACGUGCAAACUCCACACAGAAAGGCCCCCGUCAGCUGCUGGGCUUGAACCCAGAACCUUCUUGCUGUGAAGUGACAGCGCUAACCACUACACUACCGUGCCGCCCAGUAGCACCAGGUCAUAUCUUCAGUUUAAACUGAUCUUUGCUCACAGAUGUAAAAGAAAACUGUUCCAACAUACCAACAAAUCUGUGUUCUCCAGAUACUUUUUCCAGAAGGGGCGGAUCUUCCUCUGCCCCCCAAUGUCCCAGACAUUCAGUUUCAUCCCAUGACAGAGAGGAGGAAAAUGGUGGUCGAGGAGAUACGCCGCCAGGAGGAGGUUGAUCGAACCACAAAGGCUGUCUCACUUGUUAAACAGGGGCAAUGGAUGAAAUGGGAGGGGCUUGAGAGAAGAGAGCUCAGCUGGAGGGAGCUGUGGAAGAUGGAGGCAAAUAACCUGAGUUUCCUCAUCAGGGCCACUUAUGAUGUAUUACCAUCGCCAAAAAAUCUCCACCAGUGGUAUGGUGAGGACCCAACCUGCUCCCUUUGUCCAGCCGAUGCGACUCUCAAGCACAUCCUGACUGGCUGUAAGACCAGCCUCACACAAGGGCGGUACACCUGGAGGCAUAAUCAGGUCUUGAAGUGUCUGGCAGCAGCAGUAGAGACCAAGAGAGCUACGGUCAACUCCUUACCCCAGACAGCAACCAACUCCACCAUAACAGCUUCAUUUGUCCGAGAAGGUCAAAAAAGGCCUAACCAUCCUCCCUCCACACUCAAGCUUAGAGAGCUAGCUAAGGCUCGGGAUUGGAAAUUGUUAGUUGACAUUGGGCACCAACUAAUUUUCCCUCCUGAGAUUGCAUCCACUACUUUAAGGCCAGACAUGGUACUUUGGUCUCCAUUGAUGAAGUCAGUGUAUAUCAUAGAACUCACCGUUCCUUGGGAGAAUGCAGUGGAAGAAGCGUAUGAGCGCAAGAAACUGCGAUAUACCGAGCUGGCAAUGGAUGCUCAACAACGAGGAUGGUCGACAAAGGUCUAUCCUGUAGAAGUGGGAUGCCGGGGUUUCGUUGCUUCAUCCACUAUCAGGCUGCUCAGAGACCUUGGCGUGCAAGGGCAAGCUCUUCGUCAGACAAUAAGAGCUGUCUCCGAAGCGGCUGAAAGAAGCAGCCAAUGGAUAUGGAUGAAGCGGAAAGAUCCUUGCUGGGCUCACAGACCUAUAUAACAUCGUAACAAACUACAGGGUGGGAUUUGGGCUUGGGACACAAGCUCAGGCUUGAUCAACCUGUAGCUGGCCACCUUUGAGGAGGGUGUAUAGUAUCUAAAGGCUGAAACACCCCAUGAAUCAAGGGCAUACUACUGAUGAUGUGUCCCAAAUUCAAAUCUUGACUGGCAGCUUCUCAUGUUGCGCUCUCUUUCUCUCUCUUUCUCUCUCUCUCUCUUUCUAUCUCUCUUUCUCUCAUGCAUACCAUCUACUGGCACAAUGGACUGUUUAACAUCUCG
Neoarius graeffei (lesser salmon catfish) is the source of this 2303-nucleotide messenger RNA. RefSeq lists its product as uncharacterized. Bases 1096 to 2025 code for a protein of 309 amino acids. NCBI's taxonomy places the organism in Eukaryota, Metazoa, Chordata, Actinopteri, Siluriformes, Ariidae. The record is from RefSeq and is a predicted model, not a curated record. The transcript is spliced from 3 exons.